Molecule: messenger RNA, 1610 nt
Organism: Mauremys reevesii (Reeves's turtle)
Lineage: Eukaryota; Metazoa; Chordata; Testudines; Geoemydidae
Gene: ZNF579
Product: zinc finger protein 579
Exons: 2
Coding region: 124-1485 (453 amino acids)
Source: RefSeq, a predicted model, not a curated record
UGUGAGCACCAGUGUGUGUUUCUGAGGGGGACGAGAUAGGCUGCGACACAGACACACUCAUCGCCCCCCUGCGCCCCCCGCCCCUGCACGGAGCCUGCAGCUGGCAGCAGAGAGCUCCCCACAAUGGAGACUGAGCUGCCUGAGUCCCCUGCCUCCCCUGCACCGGAGCUGCCCCCCGACUCCCCCCAGGAGGAGCCACCCCCGGAGCCGCCGGGCAGGCCCCCACGCCGGCUGCCCCACCAGUGCGCCUCGUGCCAGCGCCGCUUCGCCCAGGCCCACGGCCUCCGGCAGCACCGGUGCCGUCCCCGCAACCCGCCCGCCCAGAGCCCGGCCGGCGGCGAAUCCCACCGGUGCCGCUCCGGCACCAAGCGUGGGCACCAGUGCCGGGUGUGCGGGAAGCAGUUCAAAUUCCCCUACUACCUGGCGCGACACGGCCUGACCCACGGCGGGCAGAAGCCGUUCCAGUGCCCGGUGUGCCACAAGGCCUUCCGCCGCCCGGCCCACCUGGCCCGCCACCAGCGCACCCACGCCCGCCAGCGCUUCCCGGAGCCGGCCGAGCGGCUGCGCCAGCAGGCCGGGCCCCCGGGCGAGGAAGCCGACGAGAAGCAGGUGCUGCUGCAGGCGGACUGGACGUUGCUGUGCCUGGCCUGCCAGGAGGCCUUCGAGACCAAGGGCGAGCUGAAGGCGCACAAGUGCUUCAAGGCGCGGGGCCGGGCCGGGCCGGGCGGCGCCCAGCGGCACCAGUGCAGCGUGUGCCACAAAUUCUUCGCCCGGCCCUGGUCCCUGUCGCGGCACCGCCGGGUGCACACGGGCGAGAAGCCGUUCGCCUGCCCCGACUGCGGCAUGGCCUUCCGCCUCUCCUCCUACCUCAAGCAGCACAGCCGGUGCCACGGGGCCGGGGCCGGGGCGCCCUUCGCCUGCCCGCUCUGCCGCCAGCGCUUCCGCAAGGCGGGCGAGCUGGCCAGCCACCGGCGGGCGCACGGCGACGCCGCCCCCGGGCCGGAGCCGCCCCACAAGGCCUCCGAGUGCAGCGUCUGCGGCAAAGCCUUCAAGAGCAAGUACGACCUGGCCACCCACUUCCUGAUCCACACGGGCGAGCUGCCCUACCCCUGCGGCCAGUGCGGCAAGCGCUUCCGACGCCUCUCCCACCUCAAGCAGCACCAGGUCACCCACACGGGCGCCCGGCCCUUCCAGUGCGUCCUCUGCCAGAAGGAGUUCAAGCGCCUGGCCGACCUGGCCCGCCACCGGCAGGUCCACCAGGGGGACAAGCCCCACCAGUGCGGCGUCUGCCACAAGUUCUUCUCCCGCGCCUACAGCCUCCUGCGGCACCAGCGCGGGCACCGGCCCGAGCUCCUGGCCGCCGCCCGCCCCGAGGCCUCGCUCAGCAACUCCUGCUUCGACAGCCAGGACCACUCGGCCUUCUGCAGCCCCGAGGACGAGGAGGAGGAAGGGGGCGCGGCCGGCGGCUCUGGGGGGGGCUCCUGACGUGCCCAGUGGGCACUCUGAGCUGGAUUGGGGGGGCACAUGGGGGGAUCCCCUGGGGCCUGGUGGGGGGACCCCUGGGUCAGAGUGAAGCCGUCCCCCAUCUCCUGAGCCAGUCCUUGAAAUCU